Messenger RNA from Eublepharis macularius, 1086 nucleotides. RefSeq names its product G protein-coupled receptor 88 (gene GPR88). The record is from RefSeq and is a predicted model, not a curated record. Bases 1 to 1086 code for a protein of 361 amino acids. Gene Ontology annotation, cellular component: membrane. Gene Ontology annotation, molecular function: G protein-coupled receptor activity. Gene Ontology annotation, biological process: G protein-coupled receptor signaling pathway. NCBI's taxonomy places the organism in Eukaryota, Metazoa, Chordata, Lepidosauria, Squamata, Eublepharidae. The transcript has a single exon.
AUGCCUAACUACUCUUCCUCUUGGAGUUCAAGCUCCCUGCAUCUGCUGCUUUGUGAAGAAGACUCCCUCAGCACCAGGAUCUCUUUGUCUCUUCUGUAUGUACUAUUGGCUAUCUAUGGCACUUUAUCCAGCAUCACAGUCAUUUAUCUGGUCUUUACCUUCAGGAAGCUACGCACCACUAGCAAUGCUUUCAUUGUGAACGGCUGCAUUGCUGACCUGUGCGUGUGUGGACUUUGGAUGCCACAAGAAGCAGUGCAAGGGUUGCUACCCACAGGAUCCGCAACAGCUCACUCAGAAGGGUACCACUUGCUCCGGGUUGGUCUCAUUGGCCUUGGACUCAUCGUUUCACUGCUUUCUCACCUGUUGGUGGCCCUCAACCGAUACAUCCUCAUCACCAAGCCAUCAACCACAUACCACGCUAUUUACCAACAGAAGUACACUACCUGGAUGAUCAGCCUGUCGUGGGGGUGUGCCCUGCUCCUUGCCCUGGUUCCCUCCGGACUGCAAACAUGGCAACAUGACCAGCCGGAGUCUAGAAAUGCUCCGGGCAGCAACAGCUCUAAUUACACAGGCUUGAUGGUAGCCCUUGCUCUACUCAGCCAGACAGUAGUGCUGCUCCACUGCUACAUGGGGAUUGUAAGGAGGGUGCGGGGCAGUGUCAAACGGGUCAGUGUCCUCAACUUCCACCUGCUUCAGCAACUGCCCUUCCCAGCUGCCCCACAAGUGCCACGCCGAACACAGCGGCGCCUGAGCAGCAUCUCUGUUCUGCUCCUCUGCCUUAUGUUUCUCCUGGCCACCCAGCCCCUGGUGUGGGUCAGCCUGCUAGGCUUCUUCUUCCAGCUCAUUCCUCGGGGAGUGCAGCUAGCCAGCUGGCUACUCUUUUGUUCUCUAUCUGCCUUCAAUCCCCUGCUGUAUACUUGGAAGAAUGAGGAAUUCCGACGCUGCAUGCGUUUAGUUCUACCAGGAGGGGAAACUGCAACCAUGGCAGCAGAUACUCUGGCCCUCCCAACAGUCUCUCUUCCGCCUCAGGAGCCAUCGCAAGAGGCUACAAAGAUGGAGAGCAUGGGCAGUUUGGUACUUCCGUGA